GGGGGCGGUGGAGAGGGGGCGCUCGGGACCCCACCACGGUGUGGGCCCUGGACUCGCCGCCGCCCGUCAGGAGGGAGGGGUGGGGGUGUGUGUGAAGGCGCCUCUUCUCCCGCCCUCAGGCACGGGGGAGAGCGGAGGCCCUUCGCGGUGUAUGUGGGUGGUGGGGGGCGGCCAUCGCGAAAUGGCCACUGGCGUGAGGAGAGGAGGGAGGGAGGCGGCCGGCCAGAGCGCUUUCCCGGUGCCCCGCACCCGGCCGGGGCGCGCAGCUGUGUGGGGACCCUCCGGCCCUCCACUCGGGACGUUGUUGGCUGCACCCCUCCCCCCGCGAGGCCUCCAGUACUUGCAGCACCUCCUCCACUGCCACCUCCAAUCCAGGCAUAUGCAUUUAAACCUCCCCCUCGACCUGAUUUUGGCACUUCAGGGAGAACAAUCAAACUACAAGCCAAUUUUUUUGAAAUGGACAUUCCUAAAAUUGACAUCUAUCAUUAUGAAUUGGAUAUAAAGCCAGAAAAGUGCCCUAGAAGAGUUAACAGAGAAAUAGUUGAACACAUGGUCCAGCACUUUAAAGGGCAAAUAUUUGGGGAUCGCAAGCCAGUAUUUGAUGGAAGAAAAAACCUUUAUACAGCUAUGCCUCUUCCAAUAGGGAGAGAUAAACAGGUGGAAUUGGAGGUCACAUUGCCGGGAGAAGGGAAGGACAGAAUAUUUAAGGUGGCAAUAAAGUGGAUGUCGUGUGUGAGUCUGCAGGCUUUACAUGAUGCUCUUUCUGGUCGUCUUCCAAGUGUUCCUUUUGAAACAAUUCAGGCACUGGAUGUAGUAAUGAGGCAUCUGCCUUCCAUGAGGUAUACUCCUGUGGGCCGAUCCUUUUUUACAGCAUCAGAAGGGUGUUCUAAUCCCUUGGGUGGGGGCAGAGAAGUUUGGUUUGGAUUCCAUCAGUCAGUUAGGCCUUCACUGUGGAAAAUGAUGCUCAACAUUGAUGUAUCUGCAACAGCAUUUUAUAAGGCGCAGCCAGUAAUUGAGUUUGUAUGUGAAGUUUUGGAUUUCAAAAGUAUUGAAGAACAACAGAAACCUCUGACAGAUUCCCAAAGGGUUAAGUUUACCAAAGAAAUUAAAGGUCUGAAGGUGGAGAUCACUCAUUGCGGGCAAAUGAAGAGAAAAUACCGAGUAUGCAACGUUACUAGACGACCAGCAAGUCACCAAACAUUCCCACUUCAGCAGGAGAGUGGACAGACAGUUGAAUGCACUGUAGCUCAAUAUUUUAAAGAUAGACACAAGUUGGUUUUACGCUAUCCUCAUCUUCCAUGUUUACAAGUAGGACAGGAACAGAAACACACAUACCUUCCUCUAGAGGUAUGCAACAUAGUGGCAGGACAGAGGUGUAUAAAGAAGCUGACAGACAAUCAAACUUCCACUAUGAUAAGGGCAACUGCUAGAUCAGCACCUGAUCGUCAAGAAGAAAUUAGCAAACUGAUGCGAAGUGCAAGUUUUAAUACUGACCCUUUCGUUCGCGAAUUUGGAAUAAUGGUAAAAGAUGAAAUGACUGAUGUGACUGGUCGGGUCCUGCAGCCUCCUUCAAUCCUCUAUGGAGGCAGGAACAAAGCAAUUGCUACGCCCGUUCAAGGGGUUUGGGAUAUGAGGAACAAGCAGUUUCACACUGGAAUUGAAAUCAAGGUCUGGGCAAUUGCUUGCUUUGCUCCACAGCGCCAGUGCACUGAAGUCCACCUAAAGUCCUUCACAGAACAACUGAGGAAGAUAUCGAGAGAUGCAGGGAUGCCCAUCCAGGGUCAGCCCUGCUUCUGUAAAUAUGCCCAGGGGGCGGACAGUGUAGAGCCCAUGUUCAGACAUCUGAAGAACACCUAUGCUGGGUUGCAGCUUGUGGUGGUCAUUCUUCCAGGAAAAACUCCAGUUUAUGCGGAGGUAAAGCGUGUUGGUGACACUGUGCUGGGCAUGGCCACGCAGUGUGUGCAGAUGAAAAAUGUGCAAAGGACAACACCACAGACACUUUCCAAUCUGUGUUUAAAGAUCAAUGUCAAACUGGGAGGAGUAAACAACAUAUUAUUGCCCCAGGGAAGGCCUCCAGUAUUCCAGCAGCCUGUAAUUUUCCUGGGAGCAGAUGUCACUCAUCCACCAGCUGGAGAUGGGAAAAAACCAUCCAUUGCUGCUGUUGUAGGUAGCAUGGAUGCCCACCCUAAUCGAUACUGUGCCACUGUGAGAGUCCAGCAGCAUCGCCAAGAAAUCAUCCAGGACUUGGCUGCCAUGGUCAGGGAGCUGCUGAUUCAGUUCUACAAAUCCACCCGAUUCAAACCAACUCGUAUUAUUUUCUACAGAGACGGUGUUUCUGAGGGGCAGUUCCAACAGGUUCUCCAUCAUGAAUUACUGGCAAUCAGAGAAGCAUGCAUUAAGCUAGAAAAGGACUACCAGCCUGGGAUUACAUUCAUUGUUGUACAAAAAAGGCACCAUACCAGACUCUUCUGUACAGACAAAAAUGAAAGGGUUGGGAAAAGUGGAAACAUUCCAGCAGGUACUACAGUGGACACAAAAAUCACCCAUCCUUCAGAGUUUGACUUCUACCUGUGUAGUCAUGCUGGUAUUCAGGGAACAAGCAGACCUUCUCAUUACCAUGUUCUCUGGGAUGACAAUCGUUUCUCUUCAGAUGAGCUUCAGAUCCUCACCUACCAACUGUGUCAUACAUAUGUACGCUGCACUCGUUCAGUUUCAAUCCCCGCACCAGCAUACUAUGCGCACCUGGUUGCCUUCAGAGCCAGGUAUCAUCUGGUUGAUAAAGAACAUGACAGUGCCGAAGGGAGCCAUACAUCUGGUCAGAGCAAUGGCAGAGAUCAUCAAGCACUUGCAAAAGCUGUUCAGGUUCAUCAGGACACCUUACGCACCAUGUACUUUGCUUGACAUGUUGCCAUGAUUUAAGUAACUCAGCUCAGAGUUGGAUUCACAGGAGACCAGCUGCACUUAGACCAACAGUUGCCCAAGCUACAGCGACAGCCAACGAGUGAUGCAUCUUUAUAUUAUUAGGUUUUUAUUUUAUUUCCAUUUGCAAGGAAGCCUUCCGUCUAGAAUUUCAGACUUGAUUGUGAACUGCAGACCUGUACAAAAUCACACAGCUAUUAGAAGUGUGGAUUUGCCAAAAUCAAAAGCUGCUUGUCAGGAGAAAAGGAAAAAAAAAAUCAAACCCCACAUUUUAUAAUUAAAUCAAGAGCUGUGAUCUCAGGGCUAAACACAAAACUUUUCACUCAAUUAUGCUAUUUUCCAUAUAUACUUAUUUGUAACUAAUCUGGAAACCCAAUUAAGAUCAAGUUUAAUGGUAUGGGAAAGCUAUCAAUUUGCUUUUAUUCCUGAAAAGAAAGCAAAGUGCUACUUUGGGUGCCAUUUAAAACCUUGAUCAUUCUGGAUGCAUUCACUUGGGGGAGGGGUGUUAAUGAUUGCUACGCAAAAGCAGAGAAAUCUGGUAUGUUCUUGGCUGUCUUUUUUCAGUGAACAGUCUGUGUGGAUCUAAGGGCAAAAGUAUUUUCUGAAGUUUGUUCUUGAAUGUCUUUCAUUGAGCUAUCUAACAUUUUCAUAGAAUGAAUUAUGGAAUUAUUUCAGGAAGAAAAAGGAGCUUAUCUAUUACUUUUUAUUAGGUCCAUUGGAAGAUUAGCAAAGUGUGCCAUUAAAAAAUAGUGGUUUUUAAAAAAUAUAUUAUUACAAAAAAUCAAUUUUGAUUAUUAAUCAUGGAGUUUGUCCUGUAGGACUGUGACACUUAAUUUUCCAAAGUUUUUCUAAAGAAUACGGGUCUGUGGAGAUACAGUACAAUCUAUUUCACUGUUAUGUUUGAAUUAAUGUAAAAUUUAUAUAUGUUUCACAGUAUUAACAUGAUAGAUUAGAUGCUAUUUAUUUUUAUUUACUAAGGAGUGCUCAACAUAUUUCUGUUAACAUAUCAAGGAUGCUUUGGAUUUUAGAAAUGGAUUUAUCAUGGGGACACUAAUGAUUUAGGGUGCAGUUCACCAAACAUUGCUUUCAAAAAUUAUCUUUUCCUUUCAAGAGAGUUUGUUUGGGAGACCUCAUAUUUUCUUGAGAUGAAUAGAAAGGAUGCAGUGUAGCAGUGCUUGGUGAAUUGCACCUUUCAAAGCAGGAAUAUGCAAUUGACUUAAAAGUGACAGAGUUGAUAGAUUUACAUGAUAUAUAUCAUUUAGCCUGUACCUGGAAGGACUUUGAAGAAUUUGUACAACACAGUAGAUCUAACACUUCUGUAGUUCAGGCAUGGACAAACACAAACAUUUCUUGAUUCAUUCAGGCACAAAACAUGAUCUAUCUGUUUGAUAAUCUGAGACAUAGAAGUGGAACAAAAAGAGAUCUGAUACUUACUUGAGGAGGGAGGUUAUUUUAUGCAUAAAGUGAAUAGAAAUGUGGGCAGGAGAGGGCGCCAUCCUCUCUGGGGAAGCAUUAAUUCUGUUGGAAACUAACUAAAAAGAAAAACUUCUGUACGUUUGCACAGAGUUCAUAUAAAUAAUUAUUCACAAAUACCCAUUGCACUAAUGAUGAUGACAGGAACACUACUAAUAAAUAUACCGCAGAAGAAAGUCCAGGAAGUUUUCCUCCAAAUCCCAAUGUCAAAAACAAAAACUAAUAAAGUCAAGUAUAAUUUUAAAUGUUUUUUUAAAAAAUUCCUAGGAUUAAUUAGAAUUAAUUUUAUCUCUCCUGAACAGCAGCCCAGCUACUUACUGUUACAAGAUCAUAGCUCCCAGCCCUCUAUUCUGAGAAGUAGGGAGAAUGGGGUUAGGCUGUGCUAGAUUUGUCAUGGUACUGAUUGUUGAUGUCUGAGCAAAUAGGUGCUUAUUUUUCGCUGCCUAUAACAUUGUAGGGAUCUACUGUCUGCUGUGCACCAGUUAAAGUCUGCACCUAGUAUGCAGUGCUUCAUGUUGCCAAACAGAUGUGGCUGGAACAGGCUUUUGAGUUUGUUGUGUAUUUUUGUUGCUAGAAAGGCGGUGUAUGUGUUGUUUUUCUUAAAACAACAACUGUAAACUGCUUUUCAAGCAGCUUAAUAGGUGUAAGAGAAAUAGGAUCCAACCAGGGUCUCUGUCAUUCUGCUGCGGAAAGCAUAUUGCUGUGUCUUCUUCAUGAAUUUGUUGCACUUUCCAACUAGUAUUAGGAGAGAUGUUGAAAUGUGAAGUCAUGUUCAACUUUGACCACCAUUCAGUCAGUGAACAAGCUAAUCUUUUAGAAGCAAAUGUGUUUCUGAAAUUUUGUCCUGAUUAGCUGUUUGUCCUAGUCAGGCAUUUCUAAAAUGUCAUCCAUUCAUUAUUUUCUUGCUUUAAAAUGUAUCAAGCAGAAAAAGAGAGGCUAGGAUGGUAGAAUCUUCAUAUCCAAAACUGUGUGGCCUGGUGACAUCAUGGAGCCAUCUCCCAUGGCUGCUGUUAACUAGCAAUGAUCUACAAUAGUACCUGUUAACCCUAGGUGUUAAUUUCCAGUUUCCAACCACAAUUAUUUCAUUGUGUCAGGUCUCAACCCGAUCACUGAAUUGACAUCCCCCAAAUGCAGUUGUUGAGGGCUUGUGUAGACCUUUCUCCAAAGAAUUAAUGUUGUCUUGUCACUGGCAUUUGCAUCUGUGUGUUUGUGUGUACCUUUCUGUGCAGUAGAAAUAUGAUGGUUUUGUGAAGGUUAGUUGGGACAGAAAUGUAACCCCCCCCCCAAAAAAAAUCCUGUAUACUGUAUUCUUAAAAUAGUGGCAAACUAGUAUCUACCAUAUUUCAUCUUGUGGGGUGGUUAUAAAACUUUUUUUAACAACUGACAAUGCACUUUGAUAAAGUAGGGCACUCUGAAUAUGCACAGGAACUGCUUUUUAUAAUAUAUGCAUAAACCAAAACUCAGUUGAAACAAAGAAUACACCUUUUCUCAGUAGCUGUUUACUACAGCGGCUCUUGUAAGCACAGCAAUAUCUCAGGUGAAUGAUUUCAUAUAAUUUUAUCCAAAAUAUCCUCCAUGAAAACAAAGCAGAAUAGUUUACAAAAUGUGAGGUGGAGUCCAGGAUUACGUGUGCACGAGGAGGCAUUUAUCCUUAAAAUCAUGUCAAAAUGUAGCUUUUGUUAAUAAUUGGACUUUAAAAUAAAUUGUUUCUCUUCCUCUAGUAGAGGAACCUGGAUCUUAAAAUCACCCGCAUAGUGAUGAAUGAAGCAGUAUACAUUUUCACAAUCAAGGUCUUUAAAAACAAAAUUGUUGGUCAUAAUUGGCAAACAUCGGCCUUUGGUGUUCAAUUGUAGCCAAACGUCUGUUGCAGAAUUGCAUUGGUUUCAGUUGCUGCAAUCCCAUUCUCUCUCCCCCUCCCCCCCAUCCUUCAGCUGCAAGAAUUAGACUGUGCUGGAUGCUUCUUUAUGCCACUGCCUCGGCUGUUCUACUUGGUGCUUAACACGUCACACAACAUCUCCUUAAUCUGAAAUAACAAGUGGCUGGACUCUCAGUUCUGUUGAAAACAGUUGUUGGUUUCACAUUGCCUAGUAAGAAGCCUCAUAUUGUAGAAAGUCUGGAGGACGUUUUAGGAGAAAGAAAGAAGGGGCACACAAAGAUUCCUGUAUGCCAGCUGUUCCUUUUUGAGUUUCUUGUUUAAGUUCUAAAAUUUUAACAGUGUUGAGAUGUACAAGAAGAGUUCAGCAGCCAAUAGGAAUGGUGCUGUUCUAACAGUAAUCCAAUAAACCAGCAAUGAUAACUGAAGCCAUUUUUUAUUUUGUAAAGCAAAAUUGAUGAUGAUUGGUCUCUUGUGCCUUUUUAAACUACACGUUCUUGAUGCAGUGACCAUUGAUGACUUCUGGGGAAAUAACGGGGAGGUCUCUGCUACCCCUUGCUGAGAGGCUGUAUUGUGCUGGUCAGGGAUUCGGCUGAAUCUCCUCCCCUGCUCUCUUUGAAGUCCGUAUCCAAGUUAAAUAAUGUCUUGGGCCUUGGAUCUUAAGCACAGACGUAACUGAGACAGCCAGUUUCAUUUCUGUUAUAGUGCUGACUUGGUUUGGGCUAUGCAAUGCCCUGUUCCUGAAUAUUUUUAUAACAAUGCUUAGAUCACUGGAAUAACUUUUUACUUUGGUUCCAAAAAGUUGCCAAUGAAUGUUUCUGUGGUGGGGUCCAAAUUGCAAGGAUAUAUUCUGUAACUAAUUUGCACAGGGGAAAGAGGAAAUCUCACCAUAUAGGUAUUUUCUCUGUUGCUCUACUCUCACAUCCAUAACGUGCUGGAGAACAGCUCCUGUGUUUCAGUUAGGCAUCUAAAAUUAUGUUAACUCAUAAUGCUAAGGAAGGCAUGCAAGCAUGCCCGAGUUGUGGAAGAAUCUUGAUUAGUGCCAAGUUCUUGGAAGUAGGUGUGUGUGUGUGUAUUGAUUCUUCUCAUCAUAGGAUGUCAGACAUAAGAUUGACAUAUUUUGCUAAAAUAUAGGAUGGAAAAGUUGCCCACUUGAUAUCUCUGGGAAGCCCAAAGGCAUGAGGUGAGGGCAUGCCCUCUCUCCUGAUGUUGCUCCCCUUGCAACUGGUAUUCAGAGGCAUAUUGCCUCUGAGACUGGUGGUGGCCUAGAGCCCUCAGACUAGUAGCAGAGAUUAAUUUAAAAAUCAAAACUGGGAACAAAGAAGGAAAAAAAUGACUGGAAAUGCUUUGAUCCAGUGAUUUGCAAGCCCAUUAUACUAGCACCAAACGUUUUCCCUUGAAGUCAAUGCUCUUUCUGUUUGACAAUUUAAAUUUGAAUUUCUGUGCUGCUUCAUAGUCUCUCCCUCUUCCUGCCCCUGCAAUUUUGAGAGAUAGUCACCCAUUUCUUGAAGAACAUAUUAAGUCUUUCCAUCUCUACUUAGCAAUUUAGGGAGGAAGAAGGUGCCUGAAUAUUAGGCUAGAAUAUUAGGGGCAUUUUGCUUUGAGGAUUGUAGAUAGAAAUAUUGCCACAUGUGGUACAACCCAGAGAACAUUACUAAUAGCCAUAAAGUUUUGACAUAUAAGGAGACGAAUGUAAAUAAAUUGUCUCUAGUUAUCAGUAGCUAUAGAUUAAAUUGCAUUUAAAAAAUUUGAGUGCUUUUCUCCAAAAGCACCUUUUCUUUUCAGUUGUGGCUUUUUAGAAUUCAAAUGGCAUUGGUGCUUUGUGGCUGAGUCUGUGCUGAAUAUUUCCCUCUACAUUUGUAUUUUGUUGUUAACAACUUGCUUCUGAAGGUAUCUAGGCAAUCAUUACUAGCAAAAACUCAAGCAGGCUGUAAUUGCACUGAUUCUUUUAACCUUCUUUUUACUGUAAUUUUGUUUGCAUCUGCUGUAGGUUUUGGAUUAAUCCUGUACAUAGUGUUAGUGUCUGUCUAGAGAGAAAUUACCUCUAUUCGUUCUUGUAUUUCUAGAGAUAAUGGCCCAUUUUACAGUAUUAAGAGAUGAGCUAUAUGCACAUAUUAGUUUCUGCAUUUCCUCCAUUUAUGUGUAGUUUUCAAAUCCCUGAAGGGCAGAGUUUGCUUGUUUUGCUGUAUAUAUUUUGAGGAAGUUUGUCCGCCUCCAUAGUUUCUUCUCUGUCCUUCUCCAAAAUGCACUUUGAUAGCAAAAUAAAUAAUUCCCUCCCCCAUCCCCUACUACCAUGUGUCAUGCUAUAGUGUAAUCAGCUGCCCAUAACUCUGCCAUGCAGCUCAUCCCUGCUGUUUUUGACAUGGUCACAAUAAAUGCCGUUUGUGAGUUCUGCCAAUAGAAAUUAAUGGCAGAGAACCGCAACCUCUGAUGUGUAUAGGAUGUUCCAACACAACUGUAGUUCUUCCAUCCCUUACUUGGUAUCAGUCACUUUAUCAUACUAAUCCUGGUGGUGUGAUCUGCUUCUUUGGUGUGGCAAGAACUAUAUAAUAUCCCAUUUAAUUUUUUGCUUUGUUUGUGUUUUUGCAUAAAAUAUUAAAAAGUGAAUGUAAUGGCUUGGUCAGUUAGCAAUAGCAAAAGGAAAUAACUGAGGGAAAUAGGCGCUCUCCCGCCUAAAAUAAUGACACGUCCAUGUGUGAGACGGCGGGACUAAGAGUGCCAAAGAGGAGCUUGCGAUUCUUCCACGGAGUUUUUUGUGCAUGUGCACAACCCAGUUGUGAGGGACCAUUGGUCCCCUUAAAGAGCCUUCAGUUAGCAGAUAGUUAAAGGUUACCCCCAAUGUUCUUUGAAAGCGAUUAGGACAUUUAUUUUCCUAAAAUGCUAUUAACAUUGCUGAAAGCAGCCAAAUUUCACAUAAGACCUGAACUGCUAAGACCUAUUGACUUCAGGUUUGAGAAGUUGAGUGCCAUACAGACUCUUUUGACAUGCCUUUGUUCAAAAAGAGCAAGUCUGGAUAUAAUUCAUAGGAAUUUAUUUGUGUACUUUGCAAAAAAGUGAAGCAAGUUGCUUUUACAAAUUUGGCAUGUUCACAUUUUUCUUUAGGGAUAAUGAUGAUACUGUGGAAUGGUCAACUUUACCUGUAUUUGCAUUCUUUCUCAUACUGCUGUUUCUAAAUAGGAAUUGUUUCCAUGUUAAAGCAUUGUGUGUGCUGGUGAGGAAGGGGUGGGGGAAGCUGUGGCUGAGAUUCAAAAAGCUACCGUAGGCCUGGGAUUGUUAAUUUAUUUCCCCUAUGAAUGCCGUAUCACAUGCUGAUUUUGAAACUCCUCAGUUUCAGAAGAAGUUUGCAGUGUAGCUUUAGUGGAGCGCUGCUGUUUGGAAAUUGCAAGUGUAAAGCUCUGGAGGCACAUGGAAGUUCUUUGGAUCCAGGUGCGUGAGUGAGUGAGUGAGUGUGUGUGUGUGUGUGUGUGUGUAUGUGUGUAAGAGAGAGAGUGAGAGAGUGAGAGAGAGAGAGAGAGAGAGAGAGAGAUUUAACUGAAGGUAACAUGAAGGUGCUUUAAACUUAGAUUCAAAUUAAGAUGAAACUGUGUGUUAAAUAUUUUUUAAGAUAGCUAUUUAGAUAAUUUUUCUUGAAACUUUAACCGUGAAAAUGCUAUUUUCCCCAACACCAGUCAAUAGCCUAUAUAAACUUUAAAUGUGCAACAAAAAUAAAUAAAUAUGUUUUAUAUUAUAAGUGUGUUCUGGGUCAAGCAUUUGGUCACACCUCAAAUCUUGAAAUGAGUGCAUGUGCAACUAAAGGUGCUUUUAUCUCAAACUGUAGAAAACUGUCUUGUAAUAAUUGCAUUAUUUGUUGGCUGAAUGCAUCAUGCUUCCUUAUUUAUAAGUAACCAUAUUGCGUCAAGAUCUUCUACCUUGUAUAUCAUAGGGCUGUUACCAACAAAUCACUUUCUGUGACAUAGUAUAGUUAAUGCGAGUAAUUUUGAGGCUUAGUCUAGGACAUUAUUAACAGUGCUUGUACUCUAGAAUGUUUGUGACAUUUAUUUACCAAGAUUAGACAUGUUUGCUGAUGGUGUGCAAAUAGGUCUGUCUACAAUUUCCACCCACCUUGGUGUUUGGCAGUGAGGAGAGGGGGGCAGGAACAGUGGCACUCAUGGACACUAGGAAAGUAUGCAGAUGCCAGUCAGAUGUGUUCUUCAAAGAUUGGCUGAGGUACAGAGAACUACUUUGAUCAUACUGAAGAGCUUUGACUUUGAACAGAAGACCCUGGCUCCAGUCCCCCUCCCCCCCACACAUGGUUUUAAGGGAAGCCAUUUUACUUAUGCACUGGCUCUAGUUUGCAGGGAGUUUUUAAACUUGGAAAAAUAGGUUGCUGCUGAUUGAGUGUCAGGCAUUGAUUUUACUUGUCCCUUAAUUUCAACUACCGAUUAAGAUUUCCCAUGACUUUUUUUACAAUGCCAAGGUCUAGUAAGCCUCUUAAAUUAAGAGUAUAUCACAAGUGAUAAUGAUGGGUUAUAGAAAAUCUGAAAUUUGUAUGGAUGACAACCAAACUUAGAAGGAAACCCUAUAUUAAAUACUACUUUAUAACUCAAAGGGCUAAAUUUCCUUGCAUCUUUUCUCUGUCAAAACCCUAUAAAGAGCAGAUAUAGUUCAAUGGUUAUUUUGUUUAUUCCUUGACCAAGUUUAUUCCUUGACCAAAGGCACACAUACCUAAGGCAAUCUCUGGAAUGUCCCCAAAUUCAUGUAGUUUUCCUUGUAGAAAUUUUUGUACAUCCAAGAAUAAAUGUGGAACAAAGCAGGAAUAAUGCCCGCAAGUAGUUCUGAUCUUACUCCCAUGUGAAUCAAUCAAGAUUGUGCCAAGGAAAGAAAUUGGGCUUGUUGCCCUUCUUCAAAAAAGGAAACAAACACGCCCUUGCCUCUGAUUAUGACAAGUGAGCAAAACUGUGGACACCUUUUAGAUUUAUGUGGGGAGACACUAGUAUACAGGGCUAAUUUUUCUCCAUCUCUGAAUUAAUUGUACAAACAGCUGAUAACAUCAUACCUUCCUCAGGGUGUGUGUUAAUCCUGACUUUCUCUUUCCCCUUUGUGCAUUGGAAAAGCCUUUCUCUAUGAACUCUUAAGUUCCACUUCAUACAUUUUUUUAGAUGUACCCUGCAAAAUGUAAACUUUGAAUAUACACCUCUUAUACAAGCAAAUCCAUCAAAGGCCACACCUCCUUGUCAAGUGUCCCUUAGGUGACAAAUCUUAGUUUGCCAUAGUAUAAAAUGUAAAAUUGGCCUGAAAUUCCAGCAGUUUCCGGUUUUAAGUUCACAAAGCAUGUGGACAAUGCUGACCCUUGUGAUCCUCAGCUAUUUAUCCAUAACAGGGAAACGUAGUAGAAGGGUUUUGUAUAAAUACAGUGGAGGAGGAAGGACCAGAAUGUAUGUAGUAAUCUGAUCUUGAACUUUGGUAUACUUCAGAUUUAACUGACAUCUCCUGGGAGCUUCUUAACCCAUAACUGAGUUUUAAGCAGUUAUUGUAAGCCCCCCACCCCCGUCCGACUUUUUUUUUUAAGGGCAAGUUGGUUAUCUGGAAACUUCUGUGUAUGUAGCAAGGCUGCACAACUUUGGCCCUCCAGUUGUUGUUUUUGGACUACAACUCCCAUAAUCCCUAGCCACAGUGGUCACUAGUCAGGGCUGAUGGGAGUUGUAGGCCAACAUCUGCAGGAGGGCCGAAAUUGUGUGCCCUGUAAAUAUCAAGAGAGAAAAAAAUGGGGGUUGGAAACAAAAUAUGAUAGUCAUUUUUCAAAAAUGGAAUGAGAGGAGAGUGAAGGGCCUUAUUUCAAAUGGUACUAAGUUUUAAUUAAUAUAACUAGUUUACACUCAUUUGCUGCCUCUGUGUUGCAAGGUUUCAGGCUUUCAGAUUAUAAAGUCUCUGCGGAACUAUGAAGUUAGCACUUGAAGACAAAAAUGCAAUCUUAUAUCUGCCCAUUGACAUUGUGCUAAUUUCCAUUUUGCUAUACAGAAUUGUAUACUUUAGACAAUUAUCUAUAAAAUAAACUCUGCAGGAGAGUUAGCAUUGAUGCAAUGUGUAUGUCUAAGGGUUUUUAGUUCAUGCUUGCUUGAUCCUACAUGGUAAUACUUUAACCUAAGCCUUAACAAAUGUCCAAGAUCAGAAUAUGCAAAAAUAUUGAGUAGGACUAGUGCUUUUCAUGAGAAGGCACAACAUAUUUUAUUAUUAAAUAGUUUUAUCCUUGAAACCAGUGGCCUUCAUCCAGACUAAGAUUUGCAUGUGAGGAACCUUUUCACUUGUGAAUGGAAAGGGCGACGAUUUUGGGCAAUCCAUCCUUCACUCUGUAGCUGUUUGGUGCUUUCUGAAAAUCCGCUCUUCAGUAUAUUUUUGGGAGGUGCAGGUGUCUGCAGAGGAAUAGGGCCUGCUGAAAAUGGUCUUCGCCUUUCAUUUGCAAGUGGAAGUGUUUCCUAUGCACAACUCUUGGUAUCUGUGUGAGCCAGUUGUUUUCACCUGCCUGUAGUCUAGUUAACUUAUCCCAAUUUUUACAUGAACUUGGCUCCAGUAUAUAGUCACACUAUCGAUCCAGAGGUAGUACAGUAUUGUGAUAUGGGGAGAAAAGUGAUUUGAUUAACUUAUUGAAUUAUUUUUAAAGGGCUAAGGGAUUAAUAUAGGUAACGAUUUAUUCCUCCAAAGGAAAUGUAGUUGUGUGAGAGAGGAGACUGACGAUUUUUAAACAUGUACAUAUGCUGAAAAACUGCUCAAAUAGUUAUGUUUUUCACCUCUUAUGACUGACAUUGAAUCCUUUUAUCUACAAGAUUAAUUAGAGGGGCAAAUGAAGUGGUGGGGACCCAGCUCUCUUUCCAGUUUGGAUCUACCUCAGACUAAGCAGUUGGGUGCUAAUUUAUUCAAAUUUAUCAAUGAGAUUGUCCAAAGUGACCAAACAUUAUGUGAUUACUUGUUUUCUGAAGAUGAGCUAAAGUUUGAAUUUUUGUGUUGCAAAAGAUGUAUUUGAGGUUUUUUCUUCUUUAUUGUGCCUUUUCUGUUGAGUCCCAAUGCACAGCAAAAUCAAGUCCUACUCCUAUGCUAGAAAUAAAUCCUUUUUAACAUCAAAACGGGAAACUGUCAGGUUUUUAAAAAAAAAUAGUGUAUUUUUUUGUGAAUUAAAUUAUAAAAUAUACAGAAUGCUUGUAAUGCAGAGAGGUUUUUUAAGUCAAGACAAAACAAUGAUACUUCUUAACUAGAUCCCAAACACUUCUAUGCAUAUAUCUGUAUGGCCAUGUGGCCGUCCUUUUGAGCAUCUCAAUCUGUUUGCUUCUGAGGAUGGGCCUUACCAGUUUGCCUACAGGGAUGGGCCUUGCCGGUUUUUAAAGCCUGGGAAUGAAAUCUGCUCCAACCUGCAAACAGAGCUCUCAUGUGGGCUGACCGAUUUAGUUUCAAUGAAGGAUGCAAAUCUGCGCUCACAGAUCUGUGUCCUUCAUUUACAUAGGGAAGUCCUUGAGGGCAGGGGACUUCUUUGAGGGAGCUCAGGGUGUCUGUGUUGCUGGAAUAGGGUGAAAGUGUGUGCGUGUGUGUAUGUGUAUAUGUAGCUACUAAUACCCAAGCAUUUGUGGCUGUACAUAUAUAUACAUGUAUAUAAUAAAAGUGGAAGUGGUGUGUGCAUAUGUCAGGUGAGGGAAUAAAAUGUCAAAGUAACUUUCUGCAUGCUUUUAUAUAAAAGUUUGAAUACCCCUUUUCUAUAACCAACUUUUUUUACUUUUUUUUGGAGACCGAGUUGUAAUAUACUAUUGUUUUUGAAAACUGAAAAAAAAAAAAGACUUUAUAAACAGUAACCAAUACAGCAUGGGAAUCAUUUUCUGUAUAAUACUUAGUUUUAAUAUUGAAAAGAAAAGGAAAAAAAAAAAAGCGGGGGGAGCAUCAACAUUCCUAAGUGGCAGGAUUUAAGCUAUACCCUAAAGGAAUUUUGCUGCAGAGAGACUCAAUCAACAGGAAAAAAAAUUACAAAAAUGCCCCGGCGGGUGUAUAAGUAAAGUUAUAUUUUAUAAAAGAGUAACCAUCCUUUUAAUAUGCUGCAUAGAAAUGAUCAGCAUUGUUGCACUUUCUCAGUAAUAAUGUCCUGUAAAUUGGCUUAUGGUCAGAAAUUUUAAAUGUUUUUAAUGUACCAUAGUACUUUGGGCAGAAGGUAAGAAGACUUACAGGUACCUCAAGAUUGAAACAAGAGCCUGAAUAUGCUGCAUUUUGUUCCUUUUAAUUUCAUAGAGCAUUUUGUUUGGCUUUCAUUAGUUUUAUUAUUGUUACUAGCUACCUGGCUUUUAAUUUGUACUUGUUGGACCUCCGAAGAAUUUUAGAGAGUUGGUUUAUCUUUGCUUGGUUAGAUAUUCUUAUCCUUUACUGGUAUUAAGUAGUUGAUAUCAGGUCUGCCCUGCAUUGUACACUAGAGGAUGUAGUGACUGUUUUUACAAAGUAGAUUUUGAGAAAAAGGAUACUAAGGUUGUAAAACAGACAAUAUAUGUUUCCUUUUGGUUUGUUUGUAUGCUUGCUUGUCAUGGCUGAGACAGCAGAGUUGGGGAAAACAAAACAUACUUGGACCUGUAACAUUGCUAUAUUGACCAAGGAAUAAGCUAACAGAUAAUAGUUAGGGUAGCCUAACUGGGAGGCUGAGCCACAUUGUACACCACCCCCCGACCCCAAGGAUGAAGAAACUGAGUUUCUGUCCAGGUGAUUUCAAGCAACAUAUGUCUGUUGCUUGGAUACAUUAGAUCUAAUGAACUAAAUUGGUAGUGGUAAUUCCCUAAUACUCUAUAAUAUGGAUGGAGAGGUAAUUGUUUCAGGUGUGUGGUGGAAGGGGGUGGGAGGUAAAUGCUUGAAGGAAGCUUCAGAAGACUGUGAAACUCAACAUUUAUUGUCCUGUUUUAAGCUUAGGUAGUUCCUCUUUCCAUGUUUUGUUUUACAGCUUGCUAGGUAAAAUACUUUGCACUAUUUCUGCAAUAAACUCAUGGCAAACUAACCUUUUACUUUUUGUCUUGGUUUGUGUAUUGUGUGUAUAUAUUAUAAACUAAUACAAAAGAACUAGCCUAGGUUUUUUUACCUCCAUACCAUGACAUGUAACAAGCUGAGAAUGCUGUAAAUCUUGACAAAAUAUGUGAAUGAUAUUUUAUAAAGUUAUUUUGUAUGGUGUCAAUUUUGUUUCUUCCUCAUAGUAUGUCAAUAAAUUACUCAUAUUUACAAGUUCAAA
Molecule: messenger RNA, 15482 nt
Organism: Hemicordylus capensis (graceful crag lizard)
Lineage: Eukaryota; Metazoa; Chordata; Lepidosauria; Squamata; Cordylidae
Gene: AGO2
Product: argonaute RISC catalytic component 2
Exons: 19
Coding region: 457-2901 (814 amino acids)
Biological process (GO): regulatory ncRNA-mediated gene silencing; regulation of DNA-templated transcription
Cellular component (GO): RISC complex
Molecular function (GO): protein binding; endoribonuclease activity, cleaving siRNA-paired mRNA; RNA binding
Source: RefSeq, a predicted model, not a curated record